AUGGCUGCAUCAUCCAACGCAGACGUAUGUCUCUACAUCCUAGCCAUAUUCUUGCCCUUCUUGCCCAUCUUGAUAAAGACGGGAUGCGGCUGCGACUUGCUGAUUAAUCUGCUGCUGUGUAUGCUGGGGUGGCUGCCUGGGGUUCUUCGUGAGUUCGAGCUUAUAUCUAUGGAUAAAGGGGGAUGGGUGGCUAAUGAAUGGGAAUGUUAG
Molecule: messenger RNA, 210 nt
Organism: Lachnellula hyalina
Lineage: Eukaryota; Fungi; Ascomycota; Leotiomycetes; Helotiales; Lachnaceae
Product: Plasma membrane proteolipid
Exons: 2
Coding region: 1-210 (69 amino acids)
Cellular component (GO): membrane
Source: RefSeq, a predicted model, not a curated record